AAUUCAAUAAAAUACAAUCAUAGACUGUGACCUGUAUAACACUAGAUUACUAGAUAAUGCUAGUCUAGUUUAGAUCUAGAUAUACCGGUACUAUGACAUAGAUCUAGAAUCUAAUCUAGACAUGAUACAUCAUGGUAUGCUUAUGAAGUUUGAUAGUAUAAGUACAACUGAAAUCGAAGUCCAAAUAUUUCAUAAAGAAUUAUUUAUUUGCUUCGAUGACAUUUUAAGGAAUGUCUCUUAGAAGUAUUACUGAUUUAGCGGAUGGUGUAAUGAUUGAUGGAGACCAGCAGGAAACUUUAUUGCCACCCGAUGAGUUCGAUUUUGAAAAAUUUAAUCGUGGGAGACAGUUUUUUGUACAAAAUGUUUUCAGCUGUACUGUUGCUAUGUAUUUUUCUCUAAUUGCUGGUUUGAGCAUCCCUAAUCUUUUAAAUGCAUUGGUUUUUACGAAUGAAUCUAGCACUCCGCAAAAGUCUUUUCACAGGUACCUAAAGACUUUUCACCAUGUAGCUAGUUGGCAUUAUAAUGAUGUCUGGGACCUAAACUCUGCAGCUUAUAAGUCUAUACAGUAUGUCAGGAAGAAGCACAUGGAUGUGCGAAACCAAAUGCACUUGCAAAGUCAUAAUAACAAGAUAAGGUUUCUGUCUCAAUAUGAUAUGGGUAUUGUUCAAAGUGGUUUUGUGGGUUUAAUAAUAUUGUAUGCAGAGAAUUUUGGAAUCAAAUGCAAAGAAUCAGAUUUAGAUGAUUAUGUUUACUUUUGGUAUGGGAUCGGCCAUUUAUUAGGUAUACAGAAGAAAUAUAACAUCUGUGCACAUGGCUUCCAUCAGGCCAAAAGAUUUUGUAGAGAUGUGGAGUUUGAUGUAAAACACAGAUAUUUACAUGAUCCGCCCAUAGAGUUUUUUACUUUGAUGCAUGCCUUGAUAAGGGCCUUUAACCCGAUCCAGUGGGUGUACAUCUUUACUUUUCCAGUUGUUCUCAAAUUAUUUCAUUGUUUAGACAAUUACAAAUGGCUACAUAUUAGUUUCUUUGAUUAUUUACGUUUCUACAUGUUAAAAUUAUUUUUCUUUAUCAUGAGACACAGUGAUAAAUUUAAACGCCUGUUAAACCACAAAUUUGAACAAGAUUUCCAUUUGCAGCCUCAACCCACAAAAACUUUGGAGAUUGAAAAGUCCAGUUGAAAUAUAUUUUUUUUUUAGUUUUGUAUUAGUUAACUUAUUAACAGCUUUAACUGUUAAUUCCAUAUAAUUGUAUGGGCAGCCAGCAAUAAACUGGAAGGCUGAAAAAGUUAUUUACUAUUCAUAUUUUAAGUUAUAAGAGCUGUGAUAUUACUUUGACCACCUAUGUACAUUGUAAUUCCAUGUUACAGUGCAGAACUUUAUUUAAAGAGUGUUUCUGAUAUUCUAGUUUUUAUUGUGCAUUAUUUUCACUUAAUUGGCAAAUUAUUUUUUUUACAUUAGAAAAACAAGUGUCUUCAUUAUAAUAUCUGAGAGGUAAAGUUGGUUAAAUCCAAGAAAUUUUCAGUGAUCAUCAAGUGCACAGUGUAGUGAUUAAGAUUUACUAUUUAAAAUGAUUUCUUUUUGUGUCCUACAUUUUUUCCUUAUGAACUUUUAGCUUAAUAUAUUAGUGCUAAUUCUACUUAUGAACUUUUUAUUUUUGUUAGUGUUAGUGAAUGUUAAAAGAUUCAUCAUUUUUUUUACAAAAGGCAAAUGGUUUGUUGGUUUUUAAUUUUAUUAUGCUUAAUUAUAUACUGCUGAAUACGUUUGUGUAUGGAGUAUCUUUUGUUCACUAAAAUUAAACUGAACUGUGUACAUUUUGAUACCCUAUUAUGUUUAAUCAAAAUUAAAAUUUUUAAAAUGAAAA
Molecule: messenger RNA, 1857 nt
Organism: Biomphalaria glabrata
Lineage: Eukaryota; Metazoa; Mollusca; Gastropoda; Planorbidae
Exons: 2
Coding region: 231-1175 (314 amino acids)
Molecular function (GO): oxidoreductase activity
Source: RefSeq, a predicted model, not a curated record